AUGGCUCCUCACAAACCCCCCUCCUCCAGCAUCACCACAACCCUCACCCUCCUCCUCACCCUCAUCCUCCCCACAAACGCCAUCCUCUCCCCUCCCCCCCUCAUCAUAAACACCUGGUCCGGCCCCUUCACCGCCGCCACCAACGCCGCCUUCCUCGCCCUCACAAACUCCUCCUCCACCCUCGACGCCGUCCAGGCAGGCUGCCAGGCAUGCCAAAGCAAACAAUGCGACAACACCGUCGGCUUCGGCGGCUCCCCCGAUGAGUCCUGCGAGACGACCCUCGACGCCCUCAUCAUGGACGGCCAGACGCUCAAUGCAGGCGCCGUCGCGAAUCUGCGGCGGGUUAAAAAUGCGGUGGGCGUGGCGAGGCAUGUGCUUGAGUAUACGCAGCACACACUGCUGGCGGGUGAUCAAGCAACGCAGUUUGCCCUGGAAAACGGCUUCACCGAAGAGAAUCUAUCAACAAAAGACUCGCUAAAAGCAUGUCACGACUGGCACGCAAACAACUGCCAACCAAACUACCGCUCCAACGUCCUCCCAAACCCCUUUUCCUCCUGCGGCCCCUACUCCCCCCUCAACUCCUCCCUCAAACCCUCCAGCAACUCCAUCUCCCACGACAACCUCUCCCACGACACCCUCUCGCUCCUCGCCCUCUCCCCCUCCGGCUCAAUGGCAUCCUGCACAACCACCAACGGCGCCGCCCACAAGAUCCCCGGCCGCGUCGGCGACGGCCCCAUCCCCGGCAGCGGCUCCUACGUCGACUCCACCGCGGGAGCCUGCGGCGCCACCGGCGACGGCGACCUGAUGAUGCGCCUCCUGCCGUGCUACCAGGCCGUCGAGAGCCUCCGCCGCGGCAUGACGCCCCAGGAAGCCGCCGACGACGCCGUCCGGAGGAUCGUCGCCCGGUAUCCCGCGGCCAGGACGGGGAUUGUCGUCGUGGAUAAUAAGGGCGAGCAUGCGGCUGCGGCGAGUGGAUGGGAGUUUACGUAUUCUUAUCGGGGGGCGGGCAUGGAAAAGGCAGAAGUGGUGGUCGUCAAAGCGUUGAACGAGGCAUCGGACAGGCUAGAGCUGUAA
Molecule: messenger RNA, 1074 nt
Organism: Trichoderma virens Gv29-8
Lineage: Eukaryota; Fungi; Ascomycota; Sordariomycetes; Hypocreales; Hypocreaceae
Exons: 1
Coding region: 1-1074 (357 amino acids)
Biological process (GO): protein deglycosylation
Molecular function (GO): N4-(beta-N-acetylglucosaminyl)-L-asparaginase activity
Source: RefSeq, a predicted model, not a curated record